Messenger RNA from Glycine soja, 1149 nucleotides. Its product is annotated as GDSL esterase/lipase At5g37690-like. The transcript is spliced from 6 exons. Bases 11 to 1072 code for a protein of 353 amino acids. The record is from RefSeq and is a predicted model, not a curated record. Gene Ontology annotation, molecular function: hydrolase activity, acting on ester bonds. Lineage: Eukaryota; Viridiplantae; Streptophyta; Magnoliopsida; Fabales; Fabaceae.
AAGAACAAAGAUGUCAAUGCCGAGGCUAGUUUUUGCUGCAUGCAUCUUCUCACUUGCAGCAAUUGCUUUAGCAACUCUGCCUGUGACAUAUAUCUUUGGUGACUCCUUGACAGAUGUUGGAAACAAUAAUUUUCUACAAUAUUCUUUAGCCAAAUCUAACUAUCCCUGGUAUGGUAUUGACUACAGUGGUGGCCAGGCUACAGGAAGAUUCACCAAUGGGAGGACUAUUGGUGAUUUCAUAUCUGCAAAGCUUGGAAUCUCAUCACCACCAGCUUAUCUGUCAGUGUCUCAGAACGUUGAUACCUUACUCAAAGGGGUAAACUAUGCAUCUGGUGGGGCAGGAAUUCUCAAUGAUACUGGACUCUACUUUAUUCAGAGGUUAUCUUUUGAUGAUCAAAUAAACAAUUUCAAGAAAACCAAAGAAGUAAUCACGGCAAACAUAGGAGAGGCAGCUGCCAACAAGCAUUGCAAUGAAGCCACGUAUUUCAUUGGGAUUGGCAGCAAUGACUAUGUCAACAAUUUCUUGCAACCCUUCUUGGCAGAUGGCCAGCAAUACACUCAUGAUGAAUUCAUAGAGCUCUUAAUCUCAACCUUAGAUCAACAACUUCAGAGUCUUUAUCAGCUGGGAGCACGAAAAAUAGUCUUCCAUGGACUUGGUCCACUCGGUUGCAUUCCAUCGCAGAGGGUCAAAUCCAAACGAAGACAAUGUCUAACGCGAGUCAAUGAAUGGAUACUACAAUUCAACUCCAAUGUACAGAAGCUAAUCAUCAUACUAAACCAUCGUCUUCCAAAUGCAAAAUUCAUAUUUGCAGACACUUACCCGUUAGUUCUUGACUUGAUCAACAAUCCAUCUACUUACGGUUUUAAGGUUUCAAAUACGUCUUGCUGCAAUGUAGACACGAGUAUUGGAGGUUUAUGCUUGCCAAACUCAAAGGUGUGCAGAAACCGUCAUGAGUUUGUAUUUUGGGAUGCCUUCCAUCCAUCAGAUGCAGCCAAUGCUGUUCUUGCAGAAAAGUUUUUCUCUCUUCUUUUCUCAUCAGCUCCUUCUCCUACACCAGCACCUUCUCCCUAAUACUCGUGUCUAUGUAUGAGAUAAUAAUGCCAUUACUAAUUCAAAUAUAACACAAGAAUUGUCUUUAUCUGUACGCU